Molecule: messenger RNA, 1041 nt
Organism: Lottia gigantea (owl limpet)
Lineage: Eukaryota; Metazoa; Mollusca; Gastropoda; Lottiidae
Exons: 3
Coding region: 1-1041 (346 amino acids)
Source: RefSeq, a predicted model, not a curated record
AUGUCGAGACACUCCAUGCCUCUUCUGCUGAUUGCCACCAUGCUGCCCAUGUUAACACAUGGGUUUGUCGAAUCUAAAUAUUUAAAAACUCGAGUAUUUUACGAACCAAGUGGAUGUGAGGAGAACAUAUUUUACAACUAUCUGAAAACGACAACAAGCUCAACCCCAUCGUCUUGUGGUUUACAAUGUUCAACAACUACAGAUUGUAGAAGGAUCAUGUUUGAUAGAAAAACUAAAAUAUGUUUGAUGUUUGAGUCUGGUGAAAAUUGUUUCCAUCAUGAAAAUAUUGAAGAUAAAGAUUGUUAUAGACUGAGGUACGUAGCCUCGGGACAAAACUACACACGCUGCCCAAUUGGUUAUUACGGUGAUACUUGUCAAAAUAUUAUAGAAGAUUGUAGUGAUGGUUUCAAUCGAUUCAGACCAGUUCAAUUAAUAUCCUAUAUCAAACCAGCGGCGUCAGAUAAAGUAUUGGUAGCUAACUGUCAUUUUAAUUGGGAUGGAAUGACUUAUGUGCAAUAUCGAUUUAGUAAAUGCCUGGAAGAAGACUUCAACAGAACCUGGACUGAGUAUGUCAACGGAUUUGGACACAACCAUGGUGAGCAUUGGCUUGGAUUACAAAACAUGUACAACAUACUCCAGAAUUACGACUCAUACAAACUACAGAUUUAUUUAUCUAUAAAUGGUCAGGGUUGGCAACACUACUACUAUUCAUUCCACCUACAAAACGAGACAAGUGCAUUUAGGUUUUCUAAAUCUAGAAUCAAAGGUCAUUCCGAGUUUCCAGCAGGCGAUUCUCUUACCAACGGAAGCUAUAGUUUAGAAGGUCGACCGUUUUCAACUUAUGAUCGUGACCAAUCUAACAACGAUUGUCCAGAUAGGUUUAAAGGCGGAUGGUGGUAUUUAGAUGAUCCAGUAUGUUCAAGAGGGAAUUUGAAUGGUAGGCGCAACGCUACGAAUUUUGAGAGCCGCAUUCAUUGGCUCGAUAACCUUGGAACAUUAACUGAUUUUUCUGAAGUUCAGAUUCGACUGACCAGGGAAUAA